Peromyscus eremicus (cactus mouse) is the source of this 1444-nucleotide messenger RNA. RefSeq names its product cathepsin S (gene Ctss). Gene Ontology annotation, cellular component: lysosome. Bases 99 to 1124 code for a protein of 341 amino acids. The record is from RefSeq and is a predicted model, not a curated record. Gene Ontology annotation, molecular function: cysteine-type endopeptidase activity. Gene Ontology annotation, biological process: immune response. The transcript is spliced from 8 exons. NCBI's taxonomy places the organism in Eukaryota, Metazoa, Chordata, Mammalia, Rodentia, Cricetidae.
CUUCGUGUGACAAGCUCCGGUUUCUUUUUAAAGUCAGUUCACCCAGCCUCCUGCUGCCUGGGACACCUUUGGAGUGAGUGCCACACUUCAGGCUGACCAUGGGGACUCCUGCCCACGCCGCCAUAAUGAGAUGGCUGUUCUGUGUGUCCCUGGUGUGUUCCCUGGCAAUGGAACAACUGCAGAAAGACCCUGCCCUGGACCACCACUGGCAUCUCUGGAAGAAAGUCCACGGCAAACAAUACAAGGAGAAGAAUGAAGAAGAAGUACGACGUCUCAUCUGGGAAAAGAAUCUGAAGUUUGUGAUGCUUCACAAUCUGGAACAUUCUAUGGGAAUGCACUCAUAUGAUCUGGGCAUGAACCAUCUGGGGGACAUGACCAGUGAAGAAGUCACAUCUCUGAUGAGCUCCCUGAGAGUUCCCAGCCAGUGGCAGACAAAUGGCACCUACAAGUCGAACCCUAACCAGAGACUGCCUGAUUCUCUGGACUGGCGAGAGAAGGGGUGUGUCACGGAAGUGAAAUACCAGGGUUCCUGUGGGUCCUGCUGGGCUUUCAGCGCCGUGGGGGCCCUCGAAGCGCAGCUGAAGCUGAAAACAGGGAAGCUGGUGUCUCUCAGCGCACAGAACCUGGUGGAUUGCUCAACCGAAGCAAAAUACAGGAACAAAGGCUGCCAGGGUGGCUUCAUGACCGAGGCCUUCCAGUACAUCAUCGAUAAUGGCGGCAUCGAAUCGGACGCUUCCUACCCCUACAAAGCCAUGGAUGAAAAGUGUCACUAUGACUCAAAAAACCGAGCGGCCACAUGUUCCAGGUACAUCGAGCUGCCCUUCGGCGAUGAAGAGGCACUCAAGGAAGCAGUGGCUACUAAAGGGCCUGUGUCUGUGGCCAUCGAUGCCAGCCAUCCUUCCUUCUUCCUCUACAGAAGUGGUGUCUACGACGACCCCUCCUGUACUGGUACUGUCAAUCAUGGUGUCCUAGUGGUUGGCUAUGGGAACCUCGAUGGGAAAGACUACUGGCUUGUGAAAAACAGCUGGGGCCUUUACUUUGGUGAUCAAGGAUAUAUUCGGAUGUCAAGAAAUAAUAAAAAUCAUUGUGGGAUUGCUUCUUAUUGCUCUUACCCAGAAAUCUAAAUGAUGUCUUCUUCUUCUUCUAACAAGUCAUGAAGAUGAAAUACACUCUAACUUAAUUUCACCUGUUCUGUCCAGAAGAAACAAAUGUGUCAUGACCAAUGUCUAUUUAAUGUAUUAACUAGGUUAUAGUUUGUUUGCUUGAUAACUUUAUCUCUCUGAAAAGUCUGUAAACAAGUUAAGAAUGUACUAUAGAUGGAACUCUGUCAGAGUCUGUCCCCAGGAUAUUCGUGUUUGCUCUUUCUACAUCUUACAUGCUGUCAUCUUUAUGUUUAUAACAUAAUAUCCCUAAAGAGCUUAAUAAAUCUGUCAUUUCAAAUCUC